AUGGCAGCUCUUGUGAGAAACUUACGAGUUAGAAACAGUCUCGCUCCCCUACUUCGAAGUGUAUUGGGUGAUGGCCUGCCCUCGACAGUGACACGUUCUACCUAUGCGCUACAUAGGCUUGGCUAUGCUACAACAGCAGUCGGAAAUACUGAAGAUAAGCAAGAGAUCGAAUUAUAUCCCCAAAAGCAACCGCAGACACAAUCGUUAGUUCCACCUGGUUUCAAUACUCCUGCUAUACCGGCUGAAGGGGAGGGAAACGACGUUUCAGAUGCUAGUAAAGAUUGGUCAAAGUCUUUUUAUGGAUUAUCUGAUGAAGCCUUUCCCAAGGAGACGAGAGAUAUAUUGUUGGCGCCAUUAGAUCAUAUGGACAUUGAAUGUAAACCUGAUGGAAUGAUUUACUUGCCCGAGAUCAAAUAUCGUCGCGUGCUUAAUAAGGCAUUUGGUCCUGGAGGGUGGGGCCUUGCGCCGCGUGGAGAAACUUCUGUCGGUCCAAGGACAAUCUCACGUGAAUAUGCACUAGUUUGUUUGGGACGGCUAGUGUCUUUGGCUCGCGGAGAAUCAGAAUAUUUUGAUCCCUCAGGACUUGCUACAGCGGCCGAGUCAACAAAAAGUAACGCUUUGAUGAGAUGUUGCAAAGAUUUGGGAAUCGCAUCGGAAUUAUGGGAUCCCCGAUUUAUCCGUGAAUUCAAAAAGAAUUACUGCGAGGAAGUAUUUGUAGAGUACAUUCCGCAUAAGAAGAAGAAAAAGAUUUGGAAGAGAAGAGAUAAUCCGAUCGAAUACCCGUACGCCAGAGUUUGA
Molecule: messenger RNA, 798 nt
Organism: Paraglomus brasilianum
Lineage: Eukaryota; Fungi; Glomeromycota; Glomeromycetes; Paraglomerales; Paraglomeraceae
Source: the annotation of a GenBank genome assembly